AAUGGCCAAUCGGCAAUAAAUUGCGUAAAAACACACACUGCCUAUGAACCCCACAAGGAGAUGGCUCUACGAAAGUUAAAUCUGUGGCCUAUAACCAUAAUAAAUAACUCCCGACGUUUCAUUACAACAACGACUGCAACAUGUAAAACUUUCGCACAAAAAUAUAGAGACUUUUGGUCUUCAAAGUCUGAAAUUCAUCCACCAUACGGUCAUUUUGUUCAAGUUGGUGAUCCCGUUUUGCGUUCCAAGGCUGUAGAUGUACCCGCCGACAUGUUGGACAGCAAAGAGAUAGACUUGAUUAUAGAUCAAAUGAUAAAAGUUUUACGUAAAUAUGAUUGUGUGGGCAUUGCAGCACCUCAGAUAGGUGUUUCAUUGCGUUUAAUAGUUAUGGAAUUCCGAGAAGGGUUAAAAGAUAAAUUUACAAAAGAAGUAUAUGCUGCUCGAAAAAUGUCAACACUACCAUUAAAGGUUAUAAUAAAUCCCACAUUAAAAAUUACCAACUACAUUAAGCAUAAACAUCCCGAGGGUUGUAUGAGUGUGCGUGGCUAUUCGGCUGAAGUUGAACGUUACGAAGCUGUUACACUUACCGGCAUUGGGAAAAGAGAUACGCCAUCUGAACUGCAGCUGAGUGGGUGGAAUGCUCGCAUUGCCCAACAUGAAAUGGAUCAUUUAGAUGGAAAACUCUAUAUUGAUCAUAUGGAUCGGCAAACGUUUCAUUGUACCUGUUGGGAGGCUGUAAAUUCGAAAGCUGGGCGCGUUGAAAUACCAUUUUAUAAAUGAGGCGAACCGCUCCUCUUGUCAUUUAUUAGCGUUUUUAAAUCUUAACUAUAAAAUAAAAUAAUAAUUUUUAAACAUGAA
Stomoxys calcitrans (stable fly) is the source of this 858-nucleotide messenger RNA. Its product is annotated as peptide deformylase, mitochondrial. Gene Ontology annotation, cellular component: mitochondrion. The record is from RefSeq and is a predicted model, not a curated record. Gene Ontology annotation, biological process: N-terminal protein amino acid modification; peptidyl-methionine modification. Lineage: Eukaryota; Metazoa; Arthropoda; Insecta; Diptera; Muscidae. Bases 61 to 780 code for a protein of 239 amino acids. Gene Ontology annotation, molecular function: peptide deformylase activity. The transcript is spliced from 2 exons.